ACUCGCCAUCCUACCGCAAUAACAACAUGUAAAUAAUUAAAAACCGCCGUUAUAACCUGUUGGCAUCCCCCAUUCUCACACGACAUAUCGAAAAUACUGUCAUAGAGCCCCCCAGAGGCUUAGGCGCAAAUUCUCAAAGUCCCGAGAUGUGGGAGUGGCGCACGAACGACGCUGCGCGUCGCGCAGCUUCAUCGCUGAAGCCCAAUCUCCAGUUUCCGCGCGUUCGCACCCGUCGAAGGACGUCGGGACGUCGUGAUCAUCAUCAUAAGCGGCGGUGUCGGAUAUCACACAUUUGGGCCAAUUAAUAAACGGUCUAGGACACGGGGCGGAAAUAAGUCGAUUUUAAUAAGUCGGCUUCUUUUCUUUCAUCCAAUACCCAACUCGCGGUGCUCUCGUCAGUGACUAUGAAUGUUCUUGGUGAAGUCGAGUGAGCCGUGAAAUUUCUUGUAGAUCUCAUCUAACAGUUUUCUGGAAGCCGGUGGUUGACGAUGUUCCGCAGUGAUACGGGUAUGGGGAUGUGUUUGAAGGGUGGUUUUUGCGAUAGGAAGACAAUGUUGCUGCAGUUGUUCUUCCUGAUGGUGUUUAUGAACGGUUUUACACAUGCUCUCAAAGACGUGAGGGUCACAAUUCCCCAAGCUGCAAGGAUUAUGGACACAGUGUCACUUCAAUGUCGCUAUGAUUUGGAGGGCGAGCCUUUAUAUACAGUCAAAUGGUACAAAGGAACCAAAGAGUUCUUCAGAUUCAUCCCUAAGGAGUUACCGAAUACUCAAGUAUUCCCACUGCCUGGCAUCGAUGUAGAUUUGAGCAAGUCGAACGCAAACGAGGUUGUUCUCAGACAUGUACAGCCUGAAGUUACCGGAAAAUACAAGUGUGAAGUUUCAUCUGAUGCUCCAAAUUUCUACACUCUCACCGUGUCAGGAAGUCUAUAUAUAAUUGAUACACCUGACGAGGACCCCACCAUGUGGGUCGAGACAGACUUUCCCGAAAUUGGAUAUUCCAUACGUGGAAAUUGCUCAACGCCGCCUAGCUACCCCACAGCCAAUAUUACAUGGCUGAUUAAUGGAAAGAAGAUAAACGAGAGUUCUUCUUUUCACCACCAAGACCCGAAUGCAAUCUCAAGUUUCAGCAAGCGUCAACCUCUGAUAACCACAUCGCUCCUAGAAACAGAAAUUGAUGGCGAGACCUUCCAAGGUGGUAGAGCAAGAGUUGAAUGUGUCGCUUCGGUCUUCAAUCUGUACAAAAGAUCGGUGGAAAGGGUGCUCGAAGAAGAGAGACCAAGACCAAGACCUUCAUCGGUCCUCGGAACUAGGGAUUCUGCCUCAGCUAUACCAGUUGCCAACCUGAAGCUCUACGUAGUUCUAGUGGUCUUCAUAAUCUUCGUGAAACUGCGGUAACAAUAAAAUUGUGGAACGUUUGAACCGCUGAACAAUCAUGUUGUAAAUAGCGAAAGAUGCUGUACAUAUUCCAGAAGAAUUCUAGAGAAUUAGAUGUGAUUUGUUUUGUACCUACCUAAAAGCGUGAAAUUUCUGAAUCAAAGACACUGAAAAUAUUUAAAACGAUGUAGAAAUGAUUAAAUAAGAUAAUAUAAUGAAGGGUAUGCUAUUGUGAUAAAAAUGGAGAUUUGUAGAUACUGAAGUCGGAGGAUGAUGUGAAUGUAAAUAUAGAUGAAAUAGAAGUAUCGUUUCUCAGUUUUUCGACCGAGAAAUCAUAACUUCACGAUCGAAUCAAAAAUUUUAGAAUAAAUAAAUGUACAUUUAAAAUUAAACCUGAACAUCAACUCAACCAAUAUUGAUAUUGUCGUCUCUCGAAGAUUUCUUCGUAAAAAAAAAAAAUUUAAGAGAAUAUAGGACUCGAAAGUCUUAUUCCUUUAGAAUUGUUCUACCAAAAUCACCCCUGACUAUAAUAUUUCAAUUUGUAUGCUGAUUUUUAUCAAUGAAUAUUUAUCAUUUGUGGAUUUAUCAAUUUCUUAUUCAAUUUUGAAGUAAUAUAAUUGCCUUGGAAUUUUCCUAUAGAUUCGAUAUUCAAUCAAUUUUCACAGGAAAUUCGUUCGGUUGAACGACAGAACAUAAGUUUUUAUUAUAUUAUGAUCAUUAAUCAAUAUAUUCCAUAUAAUGUUAUUGUUUCACACAGUGAUACUUAUAUAUUAACUAACAAUUCUCAUCAUAAGAAAUCGCAAGGAAAUAGGAGAAGUAAUUGAAACAUAUUAUGAUUAUUAUUAUUAUUUCAAUUUAUGUUCUUCAAUCCAGAAAAACUAGAACUAUUAAAAUCUCAAUACUUGAAAAGAGAUUUCCAUUCCAAGAAGUAUGUUUACUAAGAACAAGCUAUCAAGUUAAACCAACAUGCUAAAAAGUGUUCAACCAAAUUCCAAAUUGAGAAGGACCAUGUGUCGAUGGCUAUUUGUCUGGAGGCAAUAAAUAAAUGUUAGUACUUCUUCAAAUCAAAUUGUAUUUGAAUCGUUUUUCAUUUCGAUUUGAAUAGAAAUAAACGCCCCUUCUACAAAACUAAUUUUUUUCGGGUUAAAUCAAUUAAUGGAGCUUUGUGCAUUGUGCAGCAAUGCGGAAACGAGUAUGUUGAAAUUUGUGAUCUCAAACGAAUGAACCUAACAUUGUUCGAUUAUAACCGUUUGGAUUCCAUUUUAGCUAUAAUGGACCCGUGAAACACAUUCAUUAGAUAUUGUGUUGUCGGUAAAUGUUGUUAUUUCAGGCAUCCACCUGCAUCAAUUCGAUUUAAACUGCACAUUGCAGGAACUUAUUAGAUUUGCAGGACACGGUUUAAUAGAAUUCCGAUCAUUUUAGGUUCGGAGUAAUCAAUGUUUCAAUCACAUUGUGAUCGCUGUAUGGAGUGGGCUAUAACUUUGUAAUCUCUUAUUAAUUAACUCCGCAUUCUCUUAUUAAUUACUAACCAACACUGAAGUCUAUACUCCAUAAUUUCAUCAAAAUGCCUAAUUGAUUAUCUUCAAUCCGCAUAUUGCUACUUUUGCGUAUGCAAAUAAUGUUCUUUAAAAUUAUAGGUGCCGAAAAGACAUGUUGCGCACGUGUUAGGAACAGUUGCAUUCAGUUCCACAUCAGAUAUAACCAACUGAAAAAAAAAAAAUUUCUUUAUUCAAUUUGAAUCGAAUAACUGCACAUAAAAAUAACAGGAAAUAAAAAGAUUACCAUAAUAUGUUUAAUAAAAGAGCAACCAUUAACAAUUUGCUUAUUGAUUGAUGCUCCGAUUCAUUCAAUUGGUGCUUUAUGGUACGGUUUGAAAAAGGAAAUUUGAAAUCGAUCUUACUUAGGACGCAGAAGGCUACUCCUUCACCAAUGAAAUAUUGAGUAGUAGGAUAAAUUUGCACACUUAAAUGAUUGCUGAAAAGUAAUACUUGACGCAAGUUAUUAUUAGUGGAUCGAACUAUAGGAAAAUUCUCAUUAUUAUUAUUAUGUAUUAAAAAAGAAGAAAUAUUGAAUCUUUAUAAAACAUUUCAAAGGCUGAUUUUCAACAUAAUCUCAAAAAAUUUCUUGGAAAGAAAUAUUGUUCUAUAUGAAGUUUUAUCUAUAGAAGCAAAUUUCUUCAGUAUUCGUUGAAAAUUCACCCCCUAAAUUUAAAAUUUGAGUAUGGACAUGAUCCGUAUAUUUCGAAUUUUCUCAAUGUAUUUCCUCGAAAAAUUAUGAGGAGAAAUUUCUCGAUGAAAAACUUUAUUUUUUUGUAUUCGACUCCGUUGAAUGUGCUAUAUGAAAAUUGGACUAAGUAUAUUGUUGUAAUAUGUAAAAAUGUUUGUUACCCACUGUAAAUCCCAGGCUGAAAUAAAUAAUUGUUAAUACGA
Harmonia axyridis is the source of this 3802-nucleotide messenger RNA. RefSeq lists its product as uncharacterized. Lineage: Eukaryota; Metazoa; Arthropoda; Insecta; Coleoptera; Coccinellidae. The coding region runs from base 489 to 1394 and encodes 301 amino acids. The record is from RefSeq and is a predicted model, not a curated record. The transcript has 6 exons.